AUGGCACCCGACCCACGUCUCAGUGAUAAGGAGCUUGCUGCCAUUAAUGCAGCUGCCGUGACCAGGGAAUACAAUGUCAAGCCACAUCUAGACUACAGAACCGUAUCUGCCGUCAAUGGACCUUUAGUUGUGCUGGACAACGUCAAGGUAGAUUGGAACCGUACCUUUCCGUCGUACAAUGAGAUCGUCGAGCUCACCCUUCCGGAUGGAUCGAAACGUGGCGGGCAAGUUCUCGAGGUUCAAGGGAAGAAAGCCAUCGUGCAGGUGUUCGAGGGCACGUCUGGUGUCGACGUUAAGUCGACACACAUCGAAUUUACUGGUAGCAGUAUGAAGUUGCCUGUGGCGGAGGACAUGUUGGGUCGUAUAUUCAACGGGUCCGGUAAUCCGAUCGACAAUGGUCCCAAAGUCUUCGCUGAAGAUUACCUUGAUAUUAAUGGCUCCCCUAUCAACCCAUACUCUCGUAUCUAUCCCGAGGAAAUGAUCCAGACAGGUAUCUCAACUAUCGAUGUGAUGAACUCCAUUGCUCGAGGGCAGAAGAUUCCCAUCUUCUCAGCCGCUGGUCUACCACACAACGAAAUCGCUGCACAAAUCUGUCGUCAAGCAGGUCUUGUCAAGCGACCUACCAAAGACGUGCAUGAUGGGCAUGAAGACAAUUUCAGUAUUGUCUUCGCCGCCAUGGGUGUGAACAUGGAGACUGCACGAUUCUUCAAACAAGACUUCGAGGAGAACGGUUCGCUUGACCGUGUCACACUCUUCCUCAAUCUCGCAAACGAUCCAACUAUCGAACGUAUCAUUACGCCACGUCUCGCUCUCACCACGGCUGAAUACUACGCAUAUCAACUCGAGAAGCAUGUCCUUGUUAUCCUAACUGACAUGUCGUCGUACGCCGAUGCACUUCGUGAAGUCUCUGCCGCGCGUGAGGAAGUGCCCGGCCGUCGUGGUUAUCCCGGUUACAUGUACACUGACCUGUCGACUAUUUACGAACGUGCUGGGCGUGUGGAAGGACGUAACGGCUCAAUUACCCAGAUUCCCAUCCUUACCAUGCCUAACGACGAUAUCACUCACCCGAUUCCUGACUUGACUGGCUACAUUACGGAGGGGCAAAUUUUCGUCGACCGACAGCUGCACAACAGACAAGUAUAUCCGCCAAUUAACGUGCUGCCGUCCUUGUCGCGUCUCAUGAAGAGUGCCAUCGGAGAGAAGCUUACGCGUAAGGAUCACGGUGACGUAUCGAAUCAGCUUUAUGCUAAAUACGCCAUUGGCCGUGAUGCGGCGUCGAUGAAAGCCGUCGUCGGUGAAGAAGCACUAUCAAGCGAAGACAAACUCGCUCUUGAGUUCUUAGACAAGUUCGAGAAACAAUUCGUAGGACAAGGUGCCUACGAAUCUCGCACGAUCUUCGAGUCAUUGGACCUCGCAUGGUCAUUACUGCGUAUCUUCCCGAAGGAGCAACUCAACCGCAUUUCGCCCAAGAUUAUCGCCGAGUACUAUGCACGCAAACCGCAGAAAAAGUCAACUGGACCAACGCCGGCAUCCGUGCCGAAGGAGGGAAAGCUUGUGGAUGAUGAGUGA
Fomitiporia mediterranea MF3/22 is the source of this 1569-nucleotide messenger RNA. Its product is annotated as V-type ATPase. Gene Ontology annotation, cellular component: proton-transporting V-type ATPase, V1 domain. The transcript has 9 exons. NCBI's taxonomy places the organism in Eukaryota, Fungi, Basidiomycota, Agaricomycetes, Hymenochaetales, Hymenochaetaceae. Gene Ontology annotation, biological process: proton transmembrane transport; ATP metabolic process. Bases 1 to 1569 code for a protein of 522 amino acids. Gene Ontology annotation, molecular function: proton-transporting ATPase activity, rotational mechanism; ATP binding. The record is from RefSeq and is a predicted model, not a curated record.